Penicillium subrubescens is the source of this 882-nucleotide messenger RNA. Its product is annotated as RTA1 domain-containing protein. Gene Ontology annotation, cellular component: fungal-type vacuole; plasma membrane. NCBI's taxonomy places the organism in Eukaryota, Fungi, Ascomycota, Eurotiomycetes, Eurotiales, Aspergillaceae. The transcript has 3 exons. Bases 1 to 882 code for a protein of 293 amino acids. The record is from RefSeq and is a predicted model, not a curated record.
AUGCCGAGCUACGCUGAUUGUACGGCUGUCAGCCCGCUGUGCCCAGUACAGGCUACCACCUACGGCUACUAUCCCAACUUUGGCGGCAACGUCUUCUUCACAGUUUUCUUCGGUGUUCUCGGUGUCUUCCAGAUUGGCUAUGGAGUUUACUUUCGCACCUGGACCUUUAUGGUCGCCUUAGGUGCCGGUGCGAUCAUGGAGAUGGCUGGAUACGUGGGUCGAGUUUUGAUGAACUCCAACCCAUGGAAUGAGAGUGCAUUCAAGCUGCAAAUCGUGUGUCUCGUCCUAGCACCGACCUUUGUCGCUGCCGGUGUCUACCUCACCCUCAAGCAUAUCGUGUUGAACCUGGGUCCCGAGCACUCGAAGCUGAAGCCGCGCCUCUUCACUUGGAUCUUCAUCAGCUGUGAUGUCGGCUCGUUGAUUCUGCAGGCAGCUGGUGGUGGUGUUGCGGCCGCUGCUGGAAAGACUAACCAGAAACUCCUCAAGGCUGGUGACGAUAUUAUUAUCGCAGGUAUUGCCUUCCAGGUGGUCACGAUGGCGGUUUGUGGCUUACUCGGUCUCCACUUCUUUUGGAAUGUGUACCGCAGCGGCAAUGGCUUGGUGAGCGAGAAGACUCUCGAUGAUCCUACGCCGGCGAUUUCUCCUCGACGGAUGAAACUUGUUAUUAUCGCCGAGGUCUUUGCAUACUUCACCGUGCUGAUUCGGUGUAUCUAUCGUAUUCCCGAGAUGGCUGGUGGUUGGGGCAGCCCGCUGAUGCAAAAAGAGAACGAGUUCCUCGUUCUGGAUGGAAUGAUGAUCGCCUUGGCCUGCACAUCCUUCACCCUUGUCCACCCGGGCCUUUUCCUCCCCUCCAUGCGGACCGGCCGCAAAAACAGCGCUUAG